AUGGGAGGCGACGUCCUGGGCGGCGCCGCAAGGCCGCCUGACGCGCUACCGCCGGGCGCGCAGCCGUCCGACGCACUUUGGCCGCCAGUCGCGCGGCAGACCCCAUCACCUCCGCCGGUGAUCUCAGAGGAUAUCACCGGGGAUGAUGAGAUCCGGGUCAUGGCGGAUCAGUGGGUGCUUUGUUUCUCGGAUCCGAUCCGCGGAUGGAUCGAGGGACGGCUACAGCACUCUCCGUCAUCGCGCUGGACGUCACUUCAUGAUAUGGAUAACAACAUCCUUGCCGGCGACUACCUGGCGGCGGACGUUCAGAUCGAGGUAGGGAUGCGUUUUAUUUUAGUUGACUUCGAUGUCCAUGUGUUGUCUGUUUUGCAGGAGGUUCACAGAGAGGAGAUCGAAAUGAUCGAUUUGACGACGACGCACGAGGCGAUGCGGGAGGCGCCCGCGGCCAUUGCACAGGUACCCCACCUUCCGAGCGACCGGGGCGACCGGGCGACGCAACCGCCCGACCGGCGAGCGCCGGGACCAUGCACUCGGGGGUCGGUGGCUCGGGUCGGCGGCCGGUUUUGGGUGCUGGCCGGAGCCGACGAGGAUGAUGCGGACGGUGACGGUGACGAUCCGGACGCUUCUCCACCAACGCCGACCCCAUCCGACCUAGUCUGCGAAUUCUUCCAUGCGGGCUAUGAUGAGGACGAGGUGGCCUCGACGGUGGAUAGAGUGCUGCCAGUUGAAGAUCCGGCAAGGGUGGGGCUUCAUGCGGGAGAGAAGAAGGAGAUGGUCCGGCGAGUGGUUCACCGUCGAACGGCGGCGACGGCGGUCCGACCAUGGAAGGGUCCCCUUCCAAAGGUUAUCUUCCGAGCUACGGCGUUGAUCCGUUCAUGGUCAUUACUCACUCCGAUGAAGGCCAGGGAGCAUUUGGUUACUGGGUCUACCCGGUGGGAGAUGGUUGCUCGGGAUAUCUUCAACCGGUUUGGAUGGCGGUCAUGUAAUAGGAUAGGCAAUUAGUUUCCCUAUCUAUAUAGCCAGCCGGUUGUGGCUCCUUUAUUGGCUAGUUAGUGUUUCUAGCCUUCUGCGGUGUGGGCUGCUUUUUAUUGUUUUCAGUUAGAGACUAUGGUACUUUGUACGCACUUUUUGUUGCUUCAUUAAUAAGAUGGCUGUAUGCAUCACUCCUGAUGCAGAGGCCGGGGAGUCCCCCUUUUCCAAAAAAAGGGAGUAGUUAAAGGUUUAUUCUCUGUUGUAAUUCUCCUCUAUCUCCUCCUGUAAAUCUUCUUCCCAGUUACAACUGAAACCCCACUAUAUGCAGCUAUGGGAUAAGCCCCAUCCUAUCAAUAUAAGCCCAUGCAGGCUGCGGCCCUCUUUGGAGGGUGAGACG
Triticum aestivum (bread wheat) is the source of this 1369-nucleotide messenger RNA. RefSeq lists its product as uncharacterized. NCBI's taxonomy places the organism in Eukaryota, Viridiplantae, Streptophyta, Magnoliopsida, Poales, Poaceae. The record is from RefSeq and is a predicted model, not a curated record. Bases 1 to 1002 code for a protein of 333 amino acids. The transcript has 2 exons.